AUGGGUUCUGCAAAUUUAUCACCGUCUUCUUCUGGCCAUAUUGAUUUGUCAAUCUCAGGGCUUCAUGAAAGGCACAAAAUGGAGCUAGAAAAUUUGACUCUAACCACACAACCUUUCAAAACAUUGAAAUACUCCACAUUGGCGGUUAUUCAAUACAUUAAGAAAACAAUGUUGUACUUAUUGGCAAAAGGGGGAUGGCUUCUUCUUUUCAGUGUUUUGGUAGGGACUCUCGGCGUAGUGCUGAUGACCCAGGGUUGCCUGCAUGAGAAGCAUCUUGAGGAGUUUCUUGAAUAUUUCCGCUUUGGACUAUGGUGGGUGGCCCUUGGGGUUGCAUCGUCAAUUGGUCUUGGAUCUGGUUUGCACACAUUUGUCCUAUAUUUGGGUCCCCACAUAGCACUAUUUACAAUAAAAGCAAUGCAAUGUGGCCGAGUUGAUUUGAAAAGUGCUCCCAUUUUGCCUCAAGUUCAGAUGGAGGCUGUUCUAUGGGGUUUGGGAACGGCUAUAGGGGAGCUUCCUCCUUACUUUAUCUCCAGGGCAGCACGCUUGUCUGGGAGCAAAGUGGAUGGCAUGGAAGAGUUAGAUAGUGACGAGAAAGGAGUCUUGAAUCAAAUCAAGUGCUGGUUUUUUUCUCACACACAGCAUUUAAACUUCUUUACCAUUCUAGUGCUUGCUUCGGUGCCAAAUCCUCUAUUUGACCUUGCUGGCAUCAUGUGUGGACAAUUCGGUGUUCCAUUUUGGAGUUUUUUCCUCGCAACCUUGAUUGGAAAGGCAAUUAUUAAAACUCACAUACAAACGGUAUUCAUCAUCUCCGUUUGCAAUAAUCAACUUCUCGACUGGAUAGAGACUGAAGUUAUCCGGGUUCUCAGCCAUGUACCUGUUUUUGCAUCUGUUUUGCCUAAACUGGUUGCUAAUCUCCAUGCAAUGAAAGCUAAGUAUCUGAAAGCACCUCAACCAGUUUCCCCAAAUACACAGGGGAAAAAGUGGGAUUUUUCUUUUACUUCAAUCUGGAAUACUGUGGUAUGGCUCAUGCUCAUGAACUUCUUCAUCAAGAUAGUGAAUUCAACCGCGCAGACGCAUCUGAAGAAACAGCAGGAGAGAGAGGUAGCCGCAUUAACCAAAAAGUCAGAUUCAGAUUCAUAA
Messenger RNA from Vicia faba (fava bean), 1140 nucleotides. The record is from the annotation of a GenBank genome assembly. Lineage: Eukaryota; Viridiplantae; Streptophyta; Magnoliopsida; Fabales; Fabaceae.